Molecule: messenger RNA, 1626 nt
Organism: Aspergillus puulaauensis
Lineage: Eukaryota; Fungi; Ascomycota; Eurotiomycetes; Eurotiales; Aspergillaceae
Exons: 9
Coding region: 1-1626 (541 amino acids)
Biological process (GO): L-cysteine transport; transmembrane transport
Cellular component (GO): membrane
Molecular function (GO): L-cysteine transmembrane transporter activity
Source: RefSeq, a predicted model, not a curated record
AUGUCUGGGAAUGUUAAAUCCGGGGCUGAAGCGACCACAGAGCCCGAUGGCAGCGAUGAGCUCAACGACGGGCUUAAAGUCCCUGCACAGUUCGCAGAUGAGAGUUUCAAGCUCUUUUCCAAAAUCCAGGUCUCAGACCCAACGCCGGAACAGGCGACAGCGAUACGGAACAAAUGUCUGUGGCGGAUUAUCCCGUUUCUCUGCGUUGGAUACCAUCUGAUGUAUGUGGAUAAGCAAACUGUACGUAGCUCUCGCCUUGGACAACGAUCCGAUAAUAACAAUAAGCAGCUAGGAAGCUCUGCAAUUCUGGGGAUUAUGGACGAUGCACAUUUAAAUUCGAAUCAGUACAACUGGCUGUCUUCCAUCUUCUACUUUGGAUAUCUCCUGGCGGAAUGGCCGCAGAACUGGGCGUUGCAGCGGUUCCCAGUUGGAAAAUGGCUUGCUGGGAAUUUAAUCAUAUGGGGAUUUAUUAUUCUCCUCCACGCGCCGUGCAACAGCUUUGCCUCCCUCUUCGUGGUCCGGUUCUUCCUAGGGCUGGCGGAGGCCUGCAUCGUCCCUGCAUUUCUCCUGAUCAUGUCCAUGUUCUUCACAUACGGCGAACAGUCAGUCAUCAUGCCGAUUAUGUGGUCGAUUGGAAAUGCAAGCCCGAUCACCUCGGGACUGUUAUCAUACGGCGUCCUGUGGAUCGAUACAGGCAAUUUCGCGCCGUGGAAGUGGUUUAUGGUAAUUACCAGUCUUCUUACGGUGAUAUUUGGCGUGAUCGUCUGGAUCUUUUUCCCAGAUAGCCCCGUCAAUGCCAAAUUCCUAACCCACGAAGAGCGCGCCCAGGCGAUUCUGCGGAUCAAGGAGAACCAUUCAGGUAUCGAGCAGAAGACGUUCAAGAGAUAUCAGUUCAUUGAAGCACUGCAAGACCCCAAAACAUGGCUCUUUUUCCUGCACGCAUGGUCCCAGGAAAUGGCCAACGGGUUGACGAACCAGUACUCUCUCAUCAUUAACUCUUUCGGAUUUACUGUGCUGCAGACGACGCUGCUAGGAAUGGUCUCUGGAGUCGUUUCGUUCUUUUCGCUAGGAAUUGCGGCUAUCGUUCUAUAUCGUACCAAGAACUGCCGCGCGUGGAUUUCGCUGGUUGCAUACAUUCCAGCUAUACUCUCUAGUAUUCUCCUACUAGCACUCCCCUGGUCCAACCGCUGGGGACUCAUAUCAGCGACAUGGAUCCGCUCAACAGCUGGUAUUCCAUACGCCGUGGUUAUGGUCUGGGCUGCGAAUGCAUCGGCCGGACAUACGAAAAAGACAACAGUGAUUGCCUUAUAUCAUGUCGGGUACGGCCUGGGAAAUAUCAUCUCACCACAGCUGUUCAGGCCGGAAUGGAAGCCCCGGUAUAAACCAACAUGGAUCAUAAUCCUAGUGAUCGCCGCAAUCCUGCCCUCAAUAAUAAUCAUAACACUGCGAAUCCACCUAAGCCGCGAGAACAAACGGCGAGACGCACUCCAGGCCGCCGAUCAAGUGGUUACGAACGGUCUUGUCGAGACGACCGAUUCCGACGGCACGCACGUCGCGCAGGUUGUGGAUAAUAGCCAGAUGGAUUUGACUGAUAAGGAGAAUUUGACAUUUCGAUAUGUACUUUGA